GAACUUCGAAUAACCAAAAUGAAAAUGACGUUUCGUUUCUUUAUAAAAGCGUCCAUUUUGUUUCUGUAAAACGUGAAACGACUUUUAUAUUUUUGUUCGUCGGUGUUAUCUUAGUUAUCGUGAUUUUAUCCAGUCCUAAUUCUGCAUAAAAAGAACUCUGCAUUUCGAUUAUGCAUAGCAGUAACUUACUAUGACAUUUGUCUCGAAAACACGAGAUAGGACUUACUUAAAUAUGUGAUUUUUGUUUGUUUGGUGUCGUUAUUUUUCCGCGAAGAUCAUUAUCAUUAUCGAUACAAAAAUGGAGUUUUCCCAACCGCCUCCCAACAUGAGUAUGCCGCCUCCGAAUUUAGCCGUACCAACUAUUGUUGGUAUGCAAGGUUUCAAUAACAACAGACCUCAAUUUCGGCCUUUCAUGAACAUGCACAAACCCUUACCAGGCCCCCUAGGCAAUAUGACUUUGGAGGAUUUCGAUGGAAAAAGAUUGAGGAAGAGCGUCAUGAGAAAAACCGUGGAUUACAAUUCAUCAAUAAUUAAAGAAUUAGAGAAUCGCAUAUGGCAAAGGGACUACAGGGACAGAAGGGCUCUUCAGCCGGACGCUAUGUAUUAUCCAGACCUAAUGCCUCCGCCUAGCUAUCCAGAUAAUCCUAUUAACUGCGUUACUACUAGAUUCGUUAAAACGGCAACAAACAAAAUGAGAUGUCCAAUAUUUUGUAUGGCAUGGACACCGGAAGGUAGAAGAUUGGUAACCGGAGCUAGUUCAGGAGAAUUUACCUUAUGGAACGGCUUGACGUUCAAUUUCGAAACCAUUUUGCAGGCCCACGACAGUCCGGUACGAACGAUGGUGUGGAGCCACAACGACAGUUGGAUGAUAACGGGGGAUCAUGCGGGUUACGUUAAAUACUGGCAGUCGAAUAUGAACAACGUUAAAAUGUUCCAAGCGCACAAAGAAGCACUACGAGGCAUAAGCUUCAGCCCUUCCGACAACAAAUUCGUAACGUGUUCAGACGACGGUACAUUGCGUAUUUGGGACUUUUUCCGCCACCAAGAAGAGAGGAUACUCAGAGGACACGGUGCUGAUGUAAAAUGCGUUCACUGGCACCCCCAAAAAGGCCUCGUUAUUUCAGGCAGUAAAGAUAACCAGCAACCGAUUAAACUGUGGGACCCCAAAACCGGACAGUCCCUUGCCACUUUGCACGCUCACAAGUCAACAGUGAUGGAUUUAAAAUGGAACGAAAACGGCAACUGGCUGAUCACAGCGUCCAGAGACCAUUUAUUGAAGCUGUUCGAUUUGAGGAACUUGAGCCAAGAGGUGCAAACGUUCAGAGGGCACAAAAAAGAGGCUUCGAGCGUGGCCUGGCAUCCGGUGCACGAGGGGCUGUUUUGCAGCGGCGGAUCCGACGGGGCCAUUAUGUUUUGGCACGUUGGAGCCGAUAAGGAAGUCGGGGCUAUCGAACAGGCCCACGACAGCAUAGUGUGGACCUUAGCUUGGCAUCCAUUGGGCCACAUACUUUGUUCCGGUUCGAACGAUCACACCAGCAAAUUUUGGACUAGAAAUCGACCCGGCGAUCAAAUGCGAGACAAAUACAAUUUGAACACCUUACCUGCCGGUAUAGCAGGAUUAGAGGAUAUCGAUAUGACUGAUGAACCUGUAUCUGUGAUCCCGGGCAUGGGACCCGAAGAUAGGGUCGACAUUACGUCGAUCUUGACGGACGAGAAUCAAGCUAUCCCUGGUUUGGAUUUAGAUAGCGUUAUGAAUAACGAGGAAAAAUCGAAACCGAAGAAAGUGCCCUUCAGCAAACCAAUUCCGCGCAAUUUCCAAGCCCAAUGGAACGAGACCUCAGACGAUCCAACGGGUGCCCUUAACGAAGUGAUUUCCCAAAUAGUCGAAAACACGCCGGGAGUAGUGCCUUUGCAACAGCUCGCCCCGAACGCUAUAGUCAUUUACGGAAAAUUGAUACCAGUCGAACCCGGUUCCAAGCUCGAGCAAGCCAUCGCCGACGGGCCGGAAGCCCUGCAGAAGUACAUUGAUUCGGGCGAGAUCGAGGAGCUCCACGACGUCAUGCCGAUAAACGACGACGACGAUUACUUGAACGACGAGUACAACGACGACGACAGCCAGUCCAAAGACCACGAUAUGCGCAAACCGUUCGGCAACGAUACGGACAUGAGGGGCCUGGGCGACGUCGAUUUCAGGAGCAAAGACGUCGAUUUUAGGAGGGAAAACAGGCGCGAUUACGACAUGCGAAGCAUGCCCAUGGACGAUGAUUACAGGUACAACGAUCGCGGCGGCGGAGGCGAUCGCGACGAUGAUUACAGGAACGAUAGGUACAGAGGCGACGACGAUUUCGGCGACGGGUACUACGAUGACGGACCGCAAAAUUCAGGCAACUGGCAGAGAAACGGCAAAUUCGGCGGCAACUACGGCAACAGGAGAGGUCUCCCUCCGCCGCCGAGAGGCAACAAACCGUUCAACUCGAACUUCAGAGACCGGAAUUUCGGCAACUUCGGUCCCAAUUCCAACGACGAUAGAGACGGCUCAUGGAACGAUGGGGAUAAUUACGAUCGCGGCGAGGACAACUGGGGCGGCGACGGGGACAGUUGGAACGAAGGUAACGAUUGGAACGAUCAAAACGACGAUUGGAACGACCAGAACGAGGAGAAUUGGAAGGACGGGUCGCAGUACAACCGGCGAGGUAGAGGAGCGAGGAGGGAUAAUAGCAGGCCGAUACACAGCAGAGGCCGGGGAAAUCCGGGCAGAGGUUCCAGAGGCGGGGAUAGAGGUGUUAGAGGUGGUAGGCCUCGUGCUGGAAAGAGAGGAGGACCGAGAGGUGCUCCUAGGAGUCGUUUUUAAUUUAUUUCGCACCGAAUAAUCGUUAUCAAAUUUGUUGAAAGGCUAUUUCUUUAACCAUACGAUGAUGUGGAUAUAUUAAUAGGAACAUAAAUCGAGUGAUAUCGUUGGUUUUUUUUUUUCAUCGAUAGAUAUAAGGAUUUGUGAUUUUAAUAAAAAAAAAGACUUUAGAAUCGAUUUAAUAAUUUUGUGAUAAUUUUUUCACAAAUCGCGAAGAUCAUUUAGUUUCGUUGGCGCACGUUGGUUUUCUUAUAAGAAAUGUCCAUUAAAUUAUCUGAAUUAUACUUUUUUGUAAAUAGAGUGAAAUUGAUUUCAAUUGGUUUUUUGUUACACGUUGUAUACAAACAUAUUCGUAAUUGAUAAAUGGAAUAUAUUUGUUCUUAAUUACGCGCUGGAAGUUUUC
This is a messenger RNA of Phyllotreta striolata, 3251 nucleotides long. Lineage: Eukaryota; Metazoa; Arthropoda; Insecta; Coleoptera; Chrysomelidae. The record is from the annotation of a GenBank genome assembly.